AUGGCUGCGGACCCAGGCAUUUCUAUAUAUUGGGGGCCAGAAGCAGGCAGGAGCCCUACCCACCCAGGAGCAGCUGCAGCCAACCGGCCGUGGACCCAGGCAUCUCUGCACUCUUGGGGUCCUGGGAAGGACCUCCCUGAGCCUGCAGGCUCAAAAAUUCCUGCUCCCGCUACCUGGCUUCUCCCUGCUAUAAUAGAGUACUUGUUAAAAGCAUGUGACACUCAGAUCAGUCAAACCUUGCCAGAACUGAAAAAUGUAGAAAUACUUGCCUUGAAUUCUUUGAGGAGCUCAGUGGAAUAUGAAGAAAAUGGGCAAGAAAAAGAGAGGGAGAGGGAGAGAAGAAAAAAAGAGAAUAACAAUAUAAAUUUCAAGAUGAAAGGAGUGAGAAAACGAUUAAGCCUAAAUUCUAAGAUAAAACCUGGAGAUCUUGAUGAUGAAGAAGAAAGCAAAUUGACGUAUACAGAGAUUCAUCAGGAAUACAAAGAACUAGUUGAAAAGCUGUUAGAAGGUUACCUCAAAGAAAUUGGAAUUAAUGAAGAUCAAUUUCAAGAAGCAUGCACUUCUCUUGCAAAGACCCAUAUAUCACAGGCCACUUUGCAACCUGUGUUGGCAGCAGAAGAUUUUACUAUCUUUAAAGCAAUGAUGGUCCAGAAAAACAUUGAAAUGCAGCUGCAAGCCAUUCGAAUAAUUCAAGAGAGAAAUGGUGUAUUACCUUACUGCUUAACCGAUGGCUCUGAUGUGGUCAGUGACCUUGAACACGAAGAGAUGAAAAUCCUGAGGGAAGUUCUUAGAAAAUCAAAAGAGGAAUAUGACCAGGAAGAAGAAAGGAACAGGAAAAAACAGUUAUCAGAGGCUAAAACAGAAGAGCCCACAGUACAUUCCAGUGAAGCUGCAAUAAUGAAUAAUUCCCAAGGGGAUGCUGAACAUUUUGCACACCCACCCUCAGAAGUUAAAGUGCAUUUUGCUAAUCAGUCAAUAGAACCUUUGGGAAGAAAAGUAGAAAGGUCUGAAACUUCCUCCCUCCCACAAAAAGGCCUGAAAAUUCCUGGCUUAGAGCAUGCGAGCAUUGAAGGACCAAUAGCAAAUUUAUCAGUACUUGGAACAGAAGAACUUCGGCAACUAGAAGACUAUCUCAAGCAGAAGAGAGAUAAGUUGAUGUCCAUGAGAAAGGAUAUGAGGACUAAACUGAUACAAAAUAUGGAGCAGAAAGGAAAACCCACUGGGGAGGUAGAGGAAAUGACAGAGAAACCAGAAAUGACAGCAGAGGAGAAGCAAACAUUACUAAAGAGGAGAUUGCUUGCAGAGAAACUCACAAAAGAAGUUAUUAAUAAGUAAUAAUUCAGAACAAUUUAACAAAAUGGAAGUUCAAAUUGUCUUAAAAAUAAAUUUAGUCCUUACACUGAAAAAAAAAAAAA
Messenger RNA from Symphalangus syndactylus (siamang), 1415 nucleotides. RefSeq names its product cilia- and flagella-associated protein 36-like. The record is from RefSeq and is a predicted model, not a curated record. Gene Ontology annotation, cellular component: ciliary base; axoneme. NCBI's taxonomy places the organism in Eukaryota, Metazoa, Chordata, Mammalia, Primates, Hylobatidae.